GUCUUCUACUUCCUAAUGUCUUGUUUUUAUAUUGUUAUACAUCUUGAUUUGUAUUGGAAACACUCGCCCUUAAAAUUCCUACUUUGGGUCUCCAACUUUGUAUCCAUUAUUGUUGGUUUGUUCUUUUGUUAUGCUGGGUUAUUUAGCAAUGGACGAGAAGAUGGAUAUGUCCAACUUUCGGAGCCUCUUUCAAAAAAUAGUUCCAUUCAAAACAAGAGUGAUGAUAGACAAGGAUCAUGUGUUGGUGGAGAGGGUAUAACUUCUUAUGCAAAUGCCAAUGUUCUUAGUAUAGUUACAUUCUCUUGGAUGGGCCCUUUACUUGCACUUGGGUAUAAAAAAACACUAGACCUUGAAGAUGUUCCUCAACUUGUCAACCGUGAUAGUGCCAAUGUGAUAUUUUCUUGCUUUAUGGAUAAACUUGAAUCUGAUGGUGAUGGUGGUAUUGGUGGUCGGAUAAGCACACUUAAACUGGUGAAGACAUUGAUUCACUUAACGUGGAAAGAAGUCCUAUUGACGACUCUAUUCUACAUUGUAAGCACAUUGGCUUCUUAUAUUGGACCAUACCUUAUUAAUAUCUUUGUUAACUAUCUUAAUAGCCCUCUCCAACUAAAAUAUAAAGGUUAUGCGCUAGUUUCUAUUUUCUUUAUUUCAAAACUCAUAAGAUGCCUCUCAGACAAGCAUUUGUUCUUUCAAUUGCGAAAGAUGGCAAUUAGGGUCCGUGCUGCAUUGCUUGCAAUAAUUUAUAAAAAGGGUCUCGGGCUUUCAAUCCAAUCAAAGUUGGGCUACACUAUUGGGGAGAACACUAAUUUGAUCAGUGUUGAUGUUGAAAGGAUUGCCCUUUUUUGCUGGUACUUGCACGAUAUAUGGAGAGUGCCUGUUCAAGUUGUUCUAGCAUUAUUGAUCUUGUAUAAGUAUCUUGGGCUUGCUUCACUUGUAGCUUUUUUUGCUACAUUGAUUUUGAUGUUAGCAAAUGUUCCACUGGGAAAACUACAAAAGAAAUUUCAAGAGAGUUUGAUGGAUUCAAAGGAUCGAAGGAUGAAGGUGACAACUGAGGCUCUAAGGUAUAUGAGAUUUCUCAAGCUCCAAGGUUGGGAGAUGAAGUUUUUGGCUAUGAUUAUUGACAUCAGGAACUUUGAAACAAGAUGGUUAAAAAAGUUACUUUAUACAUCAGCUUUGACUACUGUUGUUUACUUGUCUGCUCCCAUGUUUGUAUCUAUGGUUACUUUUGGAUUCUGUGUGCUUAUGGGAAUUUCAUUGGAGUCAGGGAAGAUUCUAUCUGCAAUUGCAACAUUUGAGAUAUUGAAAGGAGCAAUUUAUAAUCUCCCAGACACAAUAUUCAUGAUAGUUCAGACUAAAGUCUCCAUCGAUAGGAUAGCCUCAUUCCUAUAUCUUGAUGAUUUUCAUCCAAAUAUAGUACAAAAACUUCCAAGAGACGAUGAUGUCAAAGUUGCAGUAGAGGCAGUCAAGGGGAAUUUCUCUUGGGACCUUCAUUCCCCUAAUCUCACAUUGAAAGAUCUUAAUUUCCGAGUGUACCAUGGUUCGAAAGUGGCUAUUUGUGGUUCUGUUGGGUCAGGUAAAUCAAGCCUACUUUCAUGCAUAUUAGGGGAGGUGCCAAAGGUAUCUGGAGCUAUUAAGUUGAAUGGGACGAAGGCCUAUGUUGCACAAUCACCUUGGAUACAAAGCGGCAAGAUAGUAGAUAAUAUAUUGUUUGGUAAGAAGAUGGACAAGGAAAGGUACGAUAUGAUCCUAGAAGCAUGUUCGUUGAAGAAGGACUUAGAAUUGUGUGCCUUUGGUGACCAAACUAUCAUAGGGGAUAGGGGGAUCAACCUAAGUGGCGGGCAAAAGCAAAGAAUCCAGAUUGCACGUGCUUUGUACCAUGAUGCUGAUAUCUAUUUGCUUGAUGAUCCUUUUAGUGCAGUGGAUGCUCAUACAGGAGCUCAUCUAUAUAAGGAGUGUUUGCUUCGAAUUUUAGGUUCAAAAACAGUAAUUUAUGUUACACACCAAGUAGAGUUUUUACCUUCUGCUGAUCUUAUUUUGGUUAUGAAAAAUGGAAGGAUUACUCAAGCAGGGAAGUAUGAAGAAAUUCUUAGUUCAGGAACUGAUUUUAUGGAAUUAAUUGGUGCACAUAAGAAAGCUUUGGUAGACCUUAAUUCUUUCAAACCUGACAUUGCUUUGGAUAAUUUAAUUAGUGGUGAGGAAGAUGGUAAUAUGAUGCAUAUCAAGAAGUCUAUUCAAGAUGAUGAGGAUAGUGAAACCAAAAAUAGAAAAACAGAAAAACUAGUUAGGCCAGAAGGGCAGCUUGUCCAAGAGGAAAAGCGAGAAAAGGGUGAAGUUAGUCUUUCAAUCUACUGGGAAUAUGUCACCACUGCAUAUAAAGGGGCUUUUGUACCAUUGAUAUUAUUGGCACAAAUUCUUUUCCAGCUUCUCCUAUUAGGUAGUACUUAUUGGAUGGUGUGGGCUACUCCCGUUUCAGGAGAUGUGAGACCUCAUGUUAGAGGAUCUACUCUCAUCUUUGUGUAUGUUGUUUUGACCCUUGGAUGCUCUUUUUGUUUACUUAUAAGAUCCAUGCUCAUUGUAACUGUUGGAUACAAGACAGCCACUCUUCUAUUUAACAAAAUGCAUUUAUGCAUUUUUCGUGCUUCCCAAUCAUUUUUUGAUUCUACUCCAAGUGGAAGGAUUCUAAAUCGGGCAUCCAUAGAUCAAAGUGCACUUGAUACCUCCAUUCCACAUCAAAUUGAAGAACUUCUUAUAACAAUUAUAGAAUUCCUAGGAAUUGCUGCAGUAAUGUCACAGAUUGCAUGGCAAAUGUUCAUAGUUUUUAUUCCAAUGAUUGUGAUAUGCAUUUGGUACCAGCAAUACUACAAAGCUGCAGCACGAGAACUGUCACGGUUGUUUGGAGUAUGCCAAGCUCCAAUUAUACAACAUUUUUCUGAAUCUACUUUAGGUUCAACCACAAUCCGGUGUUUUAAUCAAGAAGAGAGAUUUAUACGCACAAACCUAAAGCUGGUGGAUGAAUAUUCACGGCCCAAGUUUUAUUUCUCUGGUGCAAUUGAGUGGUUAUGCUUCCGCAUAGAUAUGUUGGCAUCCUUCACAUAUGCCAUCUCUUUGGUUUUCUUGAUCUCAGAGCUAAAAGGAGCACUUAGUCCUGGUGUUAUGGGUAUGGCAGUCAUAUAUGGACUUGGUUUCAGUAUGCAUGGGGUCGUAUGGGAUCUUAGCAUUCUUGAGAGUAAAAUCAUAUCUGUUGAGAGGAUACUACAAUAUGCUUUCAUCCCUAGUGAACCCCCUUUGUUGAUAGAAGAAAAUAGGCCAGGUCGUGACUGGCCAUCACAAGGAAAAAUUGAUAUUAUUGAUCUGCAGGUCCGGUAUGCUCCACACCUUCCUCUUGUCUUGCAAGGUAUCACAUGCACUUUCCAUGAAGGGAUGAAGAUUGGCAUUGUUGGGCGAACGGGGAGUGGUAAAUCAACUCUCGUACAUGUUCUCUUUCGCAUGCUUGAACCUGCAGCUGGUCAGAUUUUGAUAGAUGAUAUCAACAUCUCUAAGAUCGGCCUCCAUGACUUGCGGUCAAGAAUGAGCAUCAUCCCACAAGACCCUAUAAUAUUUGAGGGGACUUUAAGAAGCAAUCUUGAUCCUCUUGAAGAGUACACUGAUGAACAAAUCUGGGAGGCUUUAGAUAGAUGCCAGCUUGGUGAUGAAGUUAGAAAGAACGAAGGGAAACUUGAUUUUGAAGUGACUGAAAAUGGAGAUAAUUGGAGCAUGGGUCAAAGACAAUUAAUUUGUUUAGCUCGGGUAUUACUUAAAAGAAGCAAAAUUUUAGUACUCGAUGAAGCUACUGCAUCAGUGGAUACUGCUACUGACUAUGUAAUUCAACAAACACUUAGGAAACACUUCUCAGGGUCUACUGUCAUCACGAUCGCACAUAGGUUAACAUCAGUUCUUGAUCUCGAUAGGGUCCUCCUUCUCGAUAAUGGUGUUAUACUGGAAUAUGAUACUCCAGCCAAAUUAUUAGAUAUCAAGUCCUCAUCAUUUACAAAGCUUGUUAACGAGUAUACUCGAAGAUGUAGUUCUUAA
Messenger RNA from Macadamia integrifolia, 4068 nucleotides. RefSeq names its product ABC transporter C family member 3-like. The record is from RefSeq and is a predicted model, not a curated record. The transcript is spliced from 10 exons. Gene Ontology annotation, molecular function: ABC-type transporter activity; ATP hydrolysis activity; ATP binding. NCBI's taxonomy places the organism in Eukaryota, Viridiplantae, Streptophyta, Magnoliopsida, Proteales, Proteaceae. Gene Ontology annotation, cellular component: plant-type vacuole; vacuolar membrane. Gene Ontology annotation, biological process: transmembrane transport. The coding region runs from base 16 to 4068 and encodes 1350 amino acids.